AUGUCUGAUUAUUAUUUUUAUGGUGAUGGUAAUCCUCUUAGUAAACAAAUUGGCUGUGUCUAUUUGACUCAACUUGUACAAGGUGUUGAAGAUUACUUGGAUGGCAGUUCUAUAAUGGUAGCUGAUCUGAAAAAUGGUCAUGCGUAUGGGAAUAGUACAAAAAUACGAAUGGUACUUAACUUUGAGUCAAUUUUAAUUCCGGGUCGUGAGAGUGAAUAUUGUGAGUGGUCAGCAUUUAGAAAGAUCCUUGGUAAUCAGAUUGGCUGCGAUUUAACAAGUUGUGCGGAAAUUCUUAAUGUUUCAUCAUAUUAA
Molecule: messenger RNA, 312 nt
Organism: Racocetra persica
Lineage: Eukaryota; Fungi; Glomeromycota; Glomeromycetes; Diversisporales; Gigasporaceae
Source: the annotation of a GenBank genome assembly